Molecule: messenger RNA, 1107 nt
Organism: Maudiozyma barnettii
Lineage: Eukaryota; Fungi; Ascomycota; Saccharomycetes; Saccharomycetales; Saccharomycetaceae
Gene: TPK2
Product: cAMP-dependent protein kinase catalytic subunit TPK2
Exons: 1
Coding region: 1-1107 (368 amino acids)
Biological process (GO): peptidyl-serine phosphorylation
Cellular component (GO): cAMP-dependent protein kinase complex; nucleus
Molecular function (GO): ATP binding; cAMP-dependent protein kinase activity
Source: RefSeq, a predicted model, not a curated record
AUGCAACACGAAGUACCUUCUGCAAUGCAAGCAGAAGUUCCACAAGAAUUGCAGCCUGAACAAUUACAACAACAUGCGCAGCAAUUGCAAUCAACACAUGCAUCUCUCGAACAACAGUCGUUAUUGCCGCAACGAUCCACAAUUUCAAAGGGGAAGUACUCUCUUCAUGAUUUCCAAAUAAUGAGAACAUUAGGUACUGGAUCCUUUGGAAGAGUACAUCUGGUAAGAUCAGUACAUAAUGGUCGUUAUUAUGCUAUUAAAGUACUGAAAAAGGCUCAGGUUGUGCGUAUGAAACAAAUUGAACAUACAAACGAUGAAAGAAGGAUGUUGAAAGUGGUUGAACAUCCUUUUUUAAUUAGAAUGUGGGGGACAUUCCAGGAUUCAAUGAAUUUGUUUAUGGUAAUGGAUUAUAUUGAAGGUGGUGAAUUGUUUUCAUUGUUAAGAAAAUCUCAAAGAUUUCCUAACCCUGUUGCUAAAUUUUAUGCAGCUGAGGUGACUUUAGCAUUGGAAUAUUUACAUUUUCAUAAUAUUAUUUAUAGGGAUUUGAAACCUGAAAAUAUUUUAUUAGAUAGGAAUGGUCAUAUUAAGAUUACAGAUUUUGGAUUUGCUAAGGAGGUAGAAACUGUCACUUGGACUCUUUGUGGUACUCCUGAUUAUAUUGCACCUGAAGUGAUUGCAACAAAACCUUAUAAUAAAUCUGUAGAUUGGUGGUCUUUAGGGAUUUUAAUUUUCGAAAUGUUAGCAGGUUAUACACCUUUUUAUGAUUCUACACCAAUGAAAACAUAUGAAAAGAUUUUACAUGGUAAUGUCGUAUAUCCAUCAUUUUUCCACCCUGAUGUGGUAGAUUUAUUGUCUAAAUUAAUUACUGCCGAUUUAACAAGAAGAAUUGGUAAUUUACAAAGUGGUUCAGAAGAUAUUAAGUCUCACCCGUGGUUUAGUGAAGUAGUAUGGGAGAAAUUGUUGAAUAAAGAUAUUGAGACACCUUAUGAACCUCCAAUUACAUCUGGUGUUGGUGAUACUUCCUUAUUUGAUCAAUAUCCAGAAGAUAAUCUGGAUUAUGGUAUUCAAGCAGAAGAUCCAUAUGGUGAAUAUUUUACAGAUUUCUAA